Molecule: messenger RNA, 2409 nt
Organism: Didymodactylos carnosus
Lineage: Eukaryota; Metazoa; Rotifera; Eurotatoria; Philodinida; Philodinidae
Source: the annotation of a GenBank genome assembly
AUGUUAAUAUUAUUACCUGUACAAAUAGUGAUGGCAUUGUUAAACUUUGUUUUACCAGCGGCAGCAUGUGCGCAAUUCAAAAACAAUACACAAUCUAAUACGAAAACCAAGUCGAGAGUUUCUCCAAGACUAUUUUCAGCCGGCCUUAUUCAGACAACGCGUAAUUUAGAAGCAUAUUCUUUGGUUUGGCUUACAAUAGACACAAAAAAUUUAGAUGUGACAUUAUUACGAAAGUCAAUUAAUUAUGUUAAGGUAUUUCACGACUUUGAACAGUGUGAACAAUAUAUUAAAGAAAUUAUUGAUGAAAAAAUUACUUUUAUUGUCAGCGAUUCGAUGGGCCAAAAUCUUGUACCUCGGAUACAUGAUUUAAAACAAGUGAAUGCGAUCUACGUAUUCUGUUUCGACAAGCAGAAAAAUAAAAAAUGGACAAUGAAAUACACAAAGAUCAAAGGUGUUUAUACAGAUGAAAAGAAACUGAUUGCUCAUAUAUCACAAGAUCAAGAAAAACGUGAAAAGUACUUGGAGCCAGUGUUACUAAGUUUCUCUGGACAAGAAUCAUCUCAUACCAAUAUGCACGCCGAAAAAGGAAAUUUCCUUUGGUCACAACUGCUCGUCGAUGUAUUUGUUCACACGGCGCAACAAGAACAGCAACGAAAUACAAGUGAUCUUGUCAAUAUAUGCAGGGAACAAUACAGAGGAAAUCAAACUGAAUUUAGAAAAAUUGACGAAUUUGAACGGACUUAUACGUCUAGUGCUGCUGUAAAGUGGUAUACAAAAGAUUGUUGUUUCUAUCGUUUGUUGAAUAAAGCAUUGCGUGUCCACGAUCUUGAAGUGUUAAUUGCAUUUAAGUUUUUUAUUGUUGAUAUAUUUAAUACGCUGAAUCACGAAAAAGAAAAACAACUGAAAGAUGCAUUGGCUGCAAUUCCAUCUAACAAAAUUUAUCAUGGUUGUCCUGCAGGGUUAGUCGAAAUGGAGAACUAUAUGAUCACUCGUCGUCUUCCUCCCUAUGAUAAACUCAUAUUGAAGGUCUAUCGGGGUCAAGCCAUCUCAAAACGAGAAUUUGCUCAGCUAAGAAAAAGUGCAGGCAACUAUAUCUCCUUAAACAGUUUCAUUUCAACUACUGAAGAUCGAAAAUACGCACUUGGAUUUAUUACCUCGCUUAUUGACUGCUUGGACGAAAGCCUCGAACCCGUUUUAAUUGAGAUCUAUGCUGAUUUACGUUUGCAAACAAAACCAUUUGCUAAUGUUGCUCAUUUAAGUCAUAUGCACGAUGAACGAGAAGUACUGUUUAUGCUUGGUAGUGUGUUUCGGCUUGAUAGUGUUACGUAUGACUCGUCUAUUGGUAUCUGGAUCGUCAAGCUGACAUUGUGCAGUGAAAAUAAUGAAAAUUCAAAACAAAUUUACGAGUUUAUGAAGAAAGAACUGAUUAAUCAAAAUGAACUAUUUGCACUAGGACUUUUGCUGAAACAAAUGGGCGAAUAUUCGAAGGCAAAACAAUAUUUUGAGCGUUUACUGAAUGAUCUAUCAUCUGAAAAUGACAAAUUGACGUGUCUCGAUAUAUUAGCCGGUAUAGCUAAAACGAGUGAAGAUUAUACUAACGUAUCGCAUUACUAUCAGACAUCACUAAGAUUAAGACAAGUGUUAUCAGUAGAAACUGCAGAGCAAAAAAUAUUAAAUUAUAAUAAAAUCGGCGAGAUUUAUUGUUUCACGGGUGAAUUUCAACUUGCAUUCGAGAAUUAUCGUCUAGCAAUAAGUAUUUGCGGACACGAUCGAAUGAGAGCUAUUUGUCUUAAUAAUGUUGGACGAGCACAUCGGUUAACACAAAACUAUAAACAAGCUAUAGAAAAUCAUCAUGAAGCAAGGAGAAUUUUACGAUUAUUGUAUCCAUUGUUAGCAGCCGAUAUUGCUGACACAUACAGAGAUAUUGCACAAGUGUACACAGAAAUGAAGAAACACGAACUAGCGCUAGAAAAUUAUCAGAAAGUUCUAAAAUAUCGGUUCAAAGCAUUGCCGCCUGGACAUCCAGAUAGAGCAUUGGCUAUUGAAGCAAUUGGUAUAGUUCACGAAAAACUUGGACAUGACACCUUGGCUAUACCAUGUUACACUAAAUCUGCUGAAAUUCUGCGCAAUUCACUUCCUUCUCAACAUCCUGAAAUACGAAGACUAAACGAAGAAAUGAAAAACAAAACUGUUCCAAUUCUGACCUCGCCCUUGUCCGAAGCUUUAAAUUACAAACAAAGCAAGUCUCUUACUGACGAAAUUGUACAUAUGGCUCCAAAUCAUCCACCAACAUGGGCACCAAUAUUUGAAUGGAAGUCUCUGUGUCAUAUUGCUCGAAUUAACGAAGAAGAAGAAGUGGACGCUGAUAGUUUUUUCGUGACAGGAAUUAUGUUUCCUUGUGGUACGUAA